Molecule: messenger RNA, 1914 nt
Organism: Callorhinus ursinus (northern fur seal)
Lineage: Eukaryota; Metazoa; Chordata; Mammalia; Carnivora; Otariidae
Gene: TMEM51
Product: transmembrane protein 51
Source: RefSeq, a predicted model, not a curated record
UCCGAGGCAGAGCUUCCUGCGUCCCCAUCCCGGUCCCGGAGCGGGCUCUGCGCCCUCUCCGCCACCGCCUCCCUCGAUCUUAAACCCCCCGCCCCGAACCUCCGGCCCCGGGAUCAUAUCGCCCCGAAGGAGGCAGCCCGGGGGGGACCGGGUCGUGGAGCCCCCGGUCCCCGGCCGCCCGACCGUGACCGUGCUGGACCCGCAGCCGCCCGGACCUCUCGGCCGCAGCUGUCCACACAGGAUGCCUCGAAUUUGCUGGAAGCCAUCCCUCGAGAGCGCAGCCGCUGCUUCUUUAGGGCAGCACUAGGGAUUUCGUUCCGUGCGUUGAAGGGGUUUUUGUUGUUCUUGCUGCCACUGCUGGUGCGCUCAUUUAUUUAUUUUCUUUCUUUGCACCGGGCCUCGCCCUGCUCGCACUGGCAUGAUGGCCCAGUCGAAGGCCAACGGCUCCCACUAUGCGCUGACCGCCAUCGGCCUGGGGAUGCUGGUUCUCGGGGUCAUCAUGGCCAUGUGGAACCUGGUGCCCGGGUUCAGCGCCCACGAAAAGCCGACAGCUCAGGGGAACAACAAGACAGAGAUAGGCAGCGGCAUUCUCAAGAGCAAGACCUUCUCCGUGGCCUACGUGCUGGUCGGGGCUGGGGUGAUGCUGCUUCUGCUCUCCAUCUGCCUGAGCAUCCGGGACAAGAGGAAGCAGCGGCAAGGCGAGGAGAUGGCCCACAUCCAGCACCAGCCGGGGGUGGAGCCGCACGGCCCGGAGGAAGACAGCCAGGAGGAGGAGGAAGAGGCCUCCUCCAGGUACUAUGUCCCCAGUUACGAGGAAGUGAUGAACACAAACUACUCGGAAGCGAGGGAACUGGACCAGAACCCGAGGAUGAGCAUCUCUCUCCCAUCCUAUGAGUCCUUGACGGGGCUUGACGAGACGAGCCCCACAGCUGCCAGGGCCAACGCGGAGACCAGCCCGGGGAAUCCACCCGACAGGCAGAACUCCAAGUUGGCCAAACGCCUGAAGCCACUCAAAGUUCGAAGGAUUAAAUCCGAAAAGCUUCACCUCAAAGACUUCAGGAUCAGCCUCCCGGACAAAAACAUCCCUCCUCCCUCCAUCGAGCCUUUGACCCCCCCACCACAGUACGACGAAGUCCAGCAGAAGGCUUCUGACGCCCGGCCACCUGACUGACGGCCCUGCUCAGGUGUGUCCCUCCGGUCGCUCACCCUCCACACCACGGACCCCCAGUGAAGCCACUUCAGCUGCAAUUGAGGAGUGGAGGGGGCAGAUGCAUACAGAUUGAUGUGGAUGGGGGCGAGGGCGGGGGGCGUGGGGAGUCCAGUGACUAGGGACUGACUGACGUCCACAGAACCUCAUGUGGCAGUGCAUUGGGAAGAGCUGCUGCCUCGGAUCUCGGGGUGUGGACCCCGUCACGGUCCUCACAGGGUACGCACCUUCCCCAUCAUUUUUCCCCAACUCUGAGUUGUUGGCGACAACGCCUCUCUUUCCAAUCAGGAGAGGAUGCCUAGCAGCUGGUUUAGGUUGUGAUUUUUGUUUUGCUUCCACUAGGACUAUUUUGUUUCAAAAAGAAAACAAGAUAUGCCUUUGCUUUCUUCACCGGAGUCCUGAGCCGUGGGUAGGAGAUGUGACUCAGCUUUCUAGAAAGGACGCGGGGCCAUUUCAGGAACGAAGCAAAACAAGAGGCCGAUCGAUGAUGUGGGGAUGAGGCCCAGCUGGGCUCUCUCAGAGCCCCUGAAGCUGUUGGCUCUCGGGGGCCCCAAGGCCCGGUGAUGCAUAAGAUCAGAGUCUUUACUGGUACACUUUCCUAGGGCCUUCAGGAUAAGGGCGAAAAAGGAAAGCUGCGUGAGAUAUUUUAUUCCUUCUAAAAUGCCAUGCAAGUGAGCUUUUUAUAAUAAAAUAUUUUAUACGUAGUA